Ascochyta rabiei is the source of this 1371-nucleotide messenger RNA. RefSeq lists its product as uncharacterized. Gene Ontology annotation, molecular function: DNA-directed DNA polymerase activity. The transcript has 9 exons. The record is from RefSeq and is a predicted model, not a curated record. Gene Ontology annotation, biological process: nucleotide-excision repair, DNA gap filling; DNA strand elongation involved in DNA replication; DNA synthesis involved in UV-damage excision repair. Gene Ontology annotation, cellular component: delta DNA polymerase complex; nucleus. Bases 1 to 1371 code for a protein of 456 amino acids. NCBI's taxonomy places the organism in Eukaryota, Fungi, Ascomycota, Dothideomycetes, Pleosporales, Didymellaceae.
AUGGCGGAUACCAAGUACAAAGACUACCUUGCUGCAAGAAUUCUCACCGAGAGUCAGCCUGUUACCUAUAGGCUGCUUUCGAGGGCGCUUCAGGUCAAUGUCAAUGCUGCGAAGCUUAUGCUCUUCGAGUUCUACCAGAAGCAGAACGCGAGGAAACCGAACUCUAUCCACGCGACUUACCUCAUCUCUGGUACAAAACGAACCACUAGCGAACCGAAUAAUACCAACGGUCGAAGCGGCGAAGAUGUUAGCAUGCGCAGCUCCCCGUUCAUGAGCUCCAUGCCAGAACCCGAAGAGCAAGAGGAAGAGCCUGUCAAGAAGUCUACUAUACUGUUAGUUCGAGAGGAAGAGCUCGCGAAGACCCGCGCUGAAUUCUCAGAGGAAGCCUCAAUCCAUAUCUACAGCUUGGAACCAGGACCACUUGAGAACAUGAGCAUACUGGCAUCAUGCAAUCACGAGGUGCACUCGAAGUUUGCUGAUGAAGAUCCGCUGGAACGAUGGCGAGUAUAUGGAUCUAUACAGAAUCCCUACAUCAAGCGAAGGACAGCCAAAUAUGCGCCCCCUCCCGUAGCCUCAGCCCCUACCAAACCAGCUGACAAGCCAGCCAUGAAGCCCACCGCAAAGCCACCUGUCGCUGCUCAACUUAGAAAGGAUGCCUCAACGUCGUCGCGCAGGGGUAGUGCAUCCGAGGACGAUGCGUCUGGACGAUCGACACCCCAGCCAGCCGGAGCGCCUGCGACUUUAAAGAGGUCAGAUUCCACAAAGUCCGGGGGCACAAAGAACAAAACUGCUGGAGAUAUCUUCAAGUCAUUUGCAAAGGCUAAAGCAAAACCGAAGGAGGCUGCGAGGUCAAACGAGUCAACACCCGCGCCUGUCCAGGAUGAACCCAUGCAAGGCAUGUCGGAGGACGAAGGCGACGAAAACGAUGAGCCUGAAGUCCAGGUGGACGUUGAGAAGAUGGAAGCAGCAAAGAAGGCGCGCAACGAGCGGGCCGAGAAGCUGCGAAAGAUGAUGGACGAUGAUGAUGAGGAUAUGCCCGACGCACCUGCCGCAAAAGAACAGCUAGAGCAGGAACCCGAAGCAUCCCAGUCUCAGGAAGCGGAUGCACCGAAAGCAGAUGAGCCGGAGCCUACAGUUACCGUACAGAAUGGUCGCAGGAGAGGCCGAAGACGGGUUAUGAAAAAGAAGACAGUCAAGGAUGAAGAAGGCUACCUUGUAACAAAGGAAGAGGCUGUGUGGGAGUCAUUCUCCGAGGACGAGCCCGAGGCCAAGCGAGCAAAGCCUGCACCCAAGCCAGCAGCUACAGCGAAGGGCAAACCCGCAGGCAAGAAGGGCCAAGGAAGCAUUGCAAGCUUUUUCAAGAAGGCAUAG